ACAGGGCACCACAGAAGUACGGAGAGAAGCACAACAUCACAGCACACAAACAUCACGCGCACGGAUCCAGCAAGCCAGAAGCCGAGCAGGAGCCAUGGCGCGAUCAGCAGCGUACGUUCUCGCAGCCACGGCAAUCGCGUCUUCCACGACAGCCUUCGUGCCAAUGGGAGGCGCCAGGUUAUCUUCCGCGCCGCAAGCCACGGCAGAGCGGAGAUCAGGCGCGUGUCGAAGGGGACGACAGACCGACGCCGCCGCCGCCGUUGCCCCGCUGUCGAUGGCCAUUCGGGCGGUAGAGAGCUACAACGCGGACUUCGAGUUGGAGGAGCAGACGGCGGCUACCCUGGACGGGUACCUUCGGCAUAAGGACAUGAUCGCGGAGGUGUGCAAGCAAUUCGACUGCGAAAGCGCGGAAUACGUCGGUGAGAUCUUCCAGCCGGUGCCGUACAGCCAAGCCACCCCCCAGGGAAUGCCGAAAGACAUCGAGGAGAAAUACUUCCUGAACGAACAGUACGGGAUCGCAAACAUCCCUCCGGUGGUAAUGUUCAACGCCAAAAUCUUCAAGCCAUCGAGGUUGUGUGCGGUGUACAAGGUGGAUGGGCUGUCCGAGGAUGCGAAAGCGGUCCUUAACGAGCGGAUUCUUCGGCUCAGGGAGAACGAGAAGCGCAAGAAGGAAGAAGCGGAGCUGGAGACACCCUGGGAUGACAUCGGGAGCGCGUUUACGGAGGUCCACAACAUGCCCGUGGGAUCGGACGAUGAUGACGUCGACCUCGACAGCAUGGUCGUUUAGUGGGGUGUUUGAUCAUCAUCGGAUAGUCGCGUUUAGUCGAGAAGAGCAUGUUGUAUCUUGUGGUUCGCCGGUAGCCAUUUUGGUCUAGUCCUUUCGGUUUGGGGGAAACGGCGUCGUGAGAAGUUGGUAGAUCGUAUUGCUCGCCGGCAACGGCAAAAGAUAGGUUGAUGCAUCAUACUUCGUACUGUCCUGUCGCUGGCCAGUAACCAAGAGGUCUGGUUAACUACUGGGAUUUGAUCGAUUAAUCCUGCUUCCGGAAUUACCGCGCUGUCGCUGAAAGAAGAAUGGUUUGGCUCUUCCAGACCGCUCUCUGGAGAGGACUACAGCAGUGUUCACAUGCGAUUCGUCGGGAAUGUGUGGUAUCCACAUGUUGCACUGGCGUUGUCGUUCGUUCCGAUGCUUUGCCUGGACGUUGGGUUCUUCCGACCGUAUUUAAGGGGAGGAUGUCCUUUUUUGCGAUAACGCCGCCGACACCGCUUGGGUGAAGUGAAGUUUGCUCAAAAACCUCGCCCUUUCCCGUAACACGCGCAAGGUUGGUGUUGUGUUUUUCACAACGUGCGACUUCCUUGCCGUCCUUCCUCCGAUAGCUGUCUUCGGCAAGUCACACACUGGGACUAGUCGUGGCUUCCGAUGGGCAACGAAGGCAGCAUAUUUCUCAUGUGGUGGGCAUUUCUUGAACAACAUCGCAACACGGAUCCACCAACUCCAUCGUUUUCAAUUUUCAACACCCUGCCCCAUACAGACCAGAUGCCGUAUUCCGCACAUUGCCAACCCUCUCAGAUCGAUCGAGCCGAGCCUAGCCUAGCAGCGACGGCCGCUUCACACAUCGAUAAUUAAAAAAAAAAAAAACAAUCCCACGCCCACGCCAGAUUCGACAAAAACAACCAACAACAAAAACGCAACAACAACGCGUACUAGUAAAGACAAGUCACAAGAAAGUAACAAAAGAACAAACCUACACAUGGCAGAUAAUGAUACACCAGCGCGUUCGCAUCUUCGAGUUCGAGGGCAUGAACGUGACGUUACACGCGACGCAACGUCCUCCCCUCCCCUCCCCUCUCAGCGCAAUACAACUUUCCCCUUGCGUGCCCUGUGGCAAGUAGCUACACGGCGCUACAUGCGUUUGAAGACACGACGUUGUCCCUCGACGCCGAUUCAAGGGCGCUUGAAUCCCCCGCGCACACACGCAACAAACUUGAAGUCGACAUUUUCUUUUUUCGUCGAUCAAACGAGCAUCCGCGAAGAAGAGCGAAUUCCGUUUCGAUGUACGUCCCCGUUCGAAGAUUCAAAGUUGUUUCAAGAGGACACCGCGGCAGUGGCCUUAUUAAUUUUCCUUUUUUGCCGUGUAUCCCAAGGGAUCCUUCCAUGCACCUACUACUACAGCUUUUCGGAUACCCAACAAGAAUAACAACUAGCUGCCCUAUUUAUCACCCUUGCAUUCUCAUAUGACAUUGCCGAGAGGUGCUGCCACGGAGUUCGAAAAUGCAACAGCUGUUGGCAACUGGGUUCCUGCUUAGUUUUGUACGAUGUUUGCGUCUCUGCCUCUCCUCUUUUCUUCUCUCAUCGCAGCAGUACCACAGAGAUCAGGGGUGUCCUUUCUUGCCGCUGUUUAUGCCACCCCCCCUAUAUGUUUUUUAAUUAUACCACCUCAAUCGAAACACUCGUUACCAUCACCCC
Ectocarpus sp. CCAP 1310/34 is the source of this 2464-nucleotide messenger RNA. The record is from the annotation of a GenBank genome assembly. NCBI's taxonomy places the organism in Eukaryota, Phaeophyceae, Ectocarpales, Ectocarpaceae.